UAACGUCAUUUCUGCUGGUACGUGUGUAGCUACUAUAUUCCCGCAGCUAUAGUUCUAAUGUUAAAAGCUGCUGUCCUGCUGGUCAGCUGUUCUUCCUCUAUCGCGUGGAGCAUUGUGUGGAUACUGUCUGUUUAACCGGACAUCGGGGUCUCUGCUCUCUUGCAGCUGCUCCUUGCUCGCUGCAGAUCACAAUGACACCUGUGAACAUCAUAGUCCAUGGAGUAUCAUACUAUCACCACUGUAAACAAGAAAAGGUGGCGGCUGUCAUGUAGUUAGGCCUUUUACUUCAUGGAUUUUGAGUCUUGAGGAUUUUGAACAUUUAGUUUUUGUCACUAUUUGUCUAAGUUCCUAGACAUUCUAUCAUACACUUAAUCAUGUGUAAUGCAGUCCAAUAAUAAAUAGAACUAGGUUGGGAAAAUUCUUGUUUUUCUAAACUCCAAUCAAAAUGCAAUUUGUGUUAGAAUGAGAGACUGACCGAGAAAGUAGUAAAAGCAAGUAAAACCAAAGGGGCCAAAGUGCUUGUGCUGGUAACAGAAGAGCCACCCUGUCAGUAGGUUGGCAGCGCCUGAGGUAGCCAGGGCGUGAGGAUGACUAGCUUGUUUAAACGCAGUAGCAGCAAUGGAGGCUCCAGAAGCAGCGGAAAUGGAGGUGGGGGUGGCAGUGGACAGGGGCAGCUUAACAAUAGCAGGCCAAGCCGACAGGUCAGACGCCUGGAGUUCAACCAGGCCAUGGAGGACUUCAAGACCAUGUUCCCCUCUAUGGACUAUGAGGUGAUAGAGUGUGUGCUGCGAUCUAACAAUGGAGCUGUGGAUGCUACCAUCGACCAGCUGCUGCAAAUGAGCAUUGACGGACAAGGCUCAGAUGACAGCUCAGACUCGGAUGACAGCAUCCCACCAGAGAUAUUGGAGCGAACUCUGGAGCCUGACAGUUCAGAUGAGGAGGCACCUCCAGUUUACUCUCCACCAACAUAUGACAUGCACAUUUAUGAUAGGAAAUACCUAGAAGCCCCACCAACACUAUCUCCACGAUCUAAAGCCCAGCCUCCUUCAGCUCACCAGCAGGUCAGAAGCUACCGUAACUGGAACCCUCCAUUGCUUGGAAAUCUCCCUGAUGAUUUUCUACGGAUUCUUCCACAGCAGUUAGACAACAUUAAGCAGAGCUCUCAGAACAGUCUGUCUCAGCUGUCACCGUCCUCCUCGUCAGUUUCUUCAUUAAGUCAGUGGACAGUGCAGUCUGGUUCUGGGUCUGCUGCCGGAACCACUGGGGGUCCUGGUUUAACAACAGCAGCUACAGAGCAAGACAAGAAACUGAAACAGUAUCUGGAAGACGAGCGUAUCGCGCUGUUCCUGCAGAACGAGGAGUUUAUGAGAGAGCUACAACGCAACCACGAGUUUCUCAUUGCCUUAGAGAAAGAUCGCUUGAAGUAUGAGUCAAAGAAAUCAAAGUCCAAUCAUUCAACUAGCUUGGAGAAUUCCACAGUGCUUCUGUGUAUGUGUGCAGGAGACCAGUACUCUGGAGCUUCCAUGGAGGCCAUCUCAGAUGAUGCGUUCAGAGACAAACUCAAACACAUGGGCAAAUCAACAAGAAAGAAGCUGUUUGAAAUUGCCAGAACAUUUUCAGAAAAGACAAAGAGAAGAAAGUCAAAAAGGAGGACACUCCUGAAGCAUCAUUCAUUGGGCACAGCCAACUCUACAGCCAAUCUUCUUGAUGAUGUAGAAGGACACCACUGUGAGGAAGAUGGCCAGCCUAGAAGAGCAAACACUCAGGAAGAAACUGAAAAACGCAGUGAGACAAUAUCAUGAUCCUCCCGUGCUGCUCCAUAUUGAUUUCCAAGGUGACUACAGCAUCACCCAUGGGCAGUGGUUUUCUAGCUCGUGUUGUUCCUACUUGCUCCUGUCCAAAUCAUUUGAAGAGUUAAGACACCCCUGCCCACCCCUGAAAGAGGAAUCAGACUGUUCCCAGCCACUGGGCAAAAACUUUGUAAAUGCAUAAUCUCUGUGUUCUAACAUUUUAUUGAUAUAUCAUUUUGAACAUAAAGGAACACACGUUAUUCCUUACAGUAUUUGUUGAUGACUUCUUUUAAUCCACUGUGGAGGAAUACUAGCAUAGUGAAGCUCUUUCCAUACAAACCCUUCUCCAGUCCUGUACUACAGCAUACUAGGCAUUUCAAAUCCAAAGUGUGAACAUGCAUCUUUAUAUACACUAAACCAUGUAGGGCUUUUUUUUUUUUUACCUCGUUUUGUCAAGCAUUGUAAUAUUUAGCUUUUUAUGUAACUGAAUUUUUUUGGUGUACAAAUAUUGUGGUUGUCUGUGGCUGCCUAAAUGUCAAAAUGUCACCAUGGACAAAAUAACCAUUAGGCUGUGUUUUUAAAGAAUGGUGUUCUGGGAAAUAAGGGUGUUCCAGGGUAUGGAGCAGUUUACUAUUUUAUUAUUUUUUUGUUUGUUUGUUUGGCAAGGUGAAAUUUUUCAGUUUGCGUUGUUGUCUAUUUCAGUAGUACUGUAGGCACUGUGCUGUUCGAACAUUAACCCAGGGUGACCAACUAGAAGCUGUCAAGCCAGGGAAAACAUCAGCAUCUUAUUAGGCUUCAUAAGGUUAACUGGUACACAAAGUCCUUCACAUACAUUAUUGUCUAACCCAGUCUGAAUGCAAAUUUGGAGCUUUUAGGCUAUGGCCAUUUAAAGGUGAAAUGACAGGAAUGACUAAAUUUGAAUAAAAUCUUCACAGUCACCCCUCCCCAUUGAGUUUGGGCCUUGAGUUUGGCAUUUGUCAUUGUUGCCAUCUUGUUUUAUUUUAUUUUUAAUACAUGAUCGAAACCCAACAGUGGAGAUGGGAAGUUAUCAGCUAAUACUACCUAGUUUAGUUGGCGAGGUACGUCCAUUAUUCACUUCGAUGUCAAUUGGGAUAGCAAUUAUUGCUAGUGAAAAUAACAAGAUGUACUCAAAGGAAAAACUGAACACUGAACAAGACAUUUUUGUAAAACUUGUGUAUAGCAGCAAAUGACUGACUGCCUGGAAGGUAGGACCAACAACCAAUAUGUUGAAAUGUUGUUAAGUUGAUGAAGGUUCUCAUCUUGUUCACGGCUUCACCUUGGUAGCUUGAACCCGACGCACAUUCCACCCUUAUCGUGUGAAGCCUGUUACUGGUAGGUGACAGAAGAGUCAGGUCCUAAUUAGGUGCCAGGUUUCCAAAAAUCUUCAUGCAGAUCAUUUUUUGUCUUUAUUUCCUGAAGGAAAGCAUAUUUACAAGUGAUGGUUCUAUAAACAAUGAGAUGGUUGUGGGUUUGUGAAAUCUGGUGGCUGAACAAAAUGACAACAGAAAAAAAUGUUUGUGGGAUUUUCAUCUUCAUCUUUCUACUGUUUUUAUUUGCACAUGUAGCUGUGAACCUAUUGUGGAUUGUUAAUUGUAAUGUUGGGAAGAACAAAAGAAAUCAAACAAUAUGUAACUGCUUUAAUUUAACAAAUGGGUUUAACAAAAGUAUUGCAAAAAGUUUGAUGACCAGGUGAUGCCUGUUCUCAUAUCAUUGCAUGAUAAAGUAAUCCGAUAAAAGAUUCAGCUAUGAUUCCAAGGGUUGAACUUAUAUUUGGCAUCUUUUCCCCUGAAUUCUCAAUAUGAGGUCCAGAGAUCUUGAUGCGCAGGAAGCAGACCAUAAUUUGGCUUAAAAACCAACUUAAAUCUAUCAGAGCAAGCAAGAACUUUGGUAGCGACCAUAUCAGAGAUGUGGUACAUUCCUAAAAAGCAGGAAUGCACUGGCAAAUGCUCACUGGCCACAGAAGACAACUAAAGUGGAUGCUUGUUGUGUACUCUUUCCUUGAUUUAGAAAAACACAACAUCUAGCCAUCUGCCUAUGAUUGUCAUUCUCUGCAAUCAAGAGAUUACUUCACGAUUGUGAAUAGAGGUUUACAACAAGGUCCAAAUACUGGUUACACUCAAGAACAGGGAGUUCAAAAUUGAAAAAGCCAGAAAACCUCUUGGGGAGCCCGAUGAGUUCUGGGGGAAAAAAAGAAUCCUUUCCUUUGGAAGAUGAAAUCAAGAUGAACUUGUACUAGAAUGAUGGGAAAAGGAAAUUGAGAAGGUGACUGCAGUGAAUGCUGAUAAAAACAGUAUAAUGAAUUCUGAAGUGUGUGGCUAUGAUGUCUUCUCAGGUUCAAACAAAUACUGCAAAAUUGAUUGAAUAAUACAUUUAGCCAACUUGAUCACAUAUUCUCAUCUUGACAUAGCAUGCUUUUUACCCCUAAAUGGUAAAAGGUAUUGUCAUCACCCCGCCGGGCAGGAAGGUAGGUGGGCCUUGAAGUUUGUGAAUUUAAUAUAGGUGCUUCAAGUUGAUACCCUUGGUACAUCUUCUAAAAAUCUUGGACAAAUUUUAAUCUCAAUGACGUCGACCUCAAGGUUAAAGGUCAAGAUUUCUGACAGUAUUGCAAUGCAAUAACGUGAGAAAGAAGUCACCUAGGGUUCUCAAAUUGAUGCCAUAGAUGCAUCUAACAAAAAUCUCAGCUGACUUUGAGAAACCAUAAAACUUCCAAGGAAGUAAUUGCAGCAUUUAGUGAUAUCUGUAGAUUCUAGACUUGGGGUUGUCAUGCGCUGCAAAGGUCAUCUAAUUUUUGAAAACACAUUUAAAGUUAUGUUAGCUUCUUUAAUUAUUUAUGAGAUUCUGUAAAUUUGGGACUGUAUAUAAACUUUUUUGUGAUAACUAGACAGUCAAUGCGGUAAUUCUCUUAAUCCUUAAGUCCCAUACCUAUGGACCUACUUGUAUGAGUGAACUAACAGUACAAGGCAAGUAAAUUGCAGCUUGAUAAAUAAACCAUUCUGGAUUUGUCUGCCCUACUGGAUUAUUUGAUGAUGAGUAAACUUUACUUGUCAGUGAUGUCAAAUACGUAAUUUCUCAAAGGACCAUUGCAGUGUUAAAUGCAUGUUCUGGCCAAUUACUUUGCAAAGGUUAAUUUUGAAGUUCGGUUCGUCAGUGUCUCAUCAAUAUUGACCUCACUAGUUUUGUCUUUUUCAAGAAACUACCUGAUGUGUCACAAGUAGCAGAUAGAUAAAGAUUGGCUGGUAAACCUAGUGCAGCAUUUGGCCUCUAAAAUUGCAGAUUUUGGUUUGUUUUGUUUGUUUUUUAAAAGAAAUCAAAAACUCAAGAAUUCAUGGUGCCUUACAGGAAGUUUUCAGACCAUAUUGAACAUAACUUAACAUGGAUGUAACAGAAGAAUUUAAGUUAUGGAUGUCUGUCUACACAUCACAGCAUACAGAACCUGUGGUAAUCCUUUCCAUGGUCACUGAUGUCAAUGGGUCUAUCUUUAGAACUGUGUUUGGACAAAAGAAUUUUGUGUUCCUGGUGAAAGAAAUGCUAGAAAAAAUGUUGAUUUUAAUGUUUGUUUGUUUUUUGCACCAGGGCAAAACACAAAAACAAAAACAGCUUUAACAGAAAGAAACAUGCCAAACACUGUGCUGGUCCUUUAAGAGAUCAGGCUAUGUUGUUGUGUAGUAAAGUCAGCAAUUUAAAGUAUCGAUGUUAGGACAUAUGGUGUAUUUUCAAGGGACAAAUUCCAGAUGAGAAUCAGGUGAAAUGUUAGAUGAGGUUUUCUGUAGUCCUUGUUUUGUUUCUCAUAUAGAUUAUGUUACUGUAAAAUGCAGGUCAAACUGUCAAAUUUGAAUAUUUGACAGUUUGAUUCUGAAACUUGGUUUCCAUGUCGGACCUAGAAGAAUAAACAAAAGCUUUAAUCAGUUUUGUAAAGAGGCAGAAAGCCUGAAUGGGCUUUUUGUUUGACCUUUCACCCACUUCCUAAAAGCACGUAGGAAAUGCAUUCAAAAUCCUGUUGGCUGAUUAAAUGUAGCAUAAUGUGCACAACAGGAAUAAUAACAGCAGCAUAAUGUCCUACAGGGUAGUUGAAGGCAAUGCUUGUCUAUCUGAUUUAUAUAGGAUGGUUGGUUGUUGUUUAAGGAUACUUUGUGUUCUCCUCCUCAGGGAAGUCUAACACUAGAUAUCUUAACAAACAGAAGCACAAAAAUCUCAUAUUUCACCGAAGCAACAAUGGAUUGCCCAUUUGAAACAGACCAGAAAUACUUUUCUUUUUCAUUUGAACUUUAUGAAACAGCCAUUUAGCAAUAGCAAAUCAGGUUUUCUGAUUUCAGACUUUUUUUCUGUAAUGUUUGUACUGCUAUACUCAAUACUUAGUCUUCCAAAACACCGAAUCCAAAGGAUAUGUUUUUGUUUAUUUUUUGUUUUUAGAACCAAACAAACAUAAACAUCCCAUAAAAAACCUUAUAUUUACUACGUCCAUUUUUUUAAAAAUCAGGUAAAAGAUUAAAAGUGGAAAUACAAUAUAAUUACAGUUGUAACUGAAUUGUGUUAUAAUUAACUAAUUUAAAGCAACAUUUUUCACUUUAAUGUUGGAUGUUGAAAAUGGUUCAAAAUUUGCAGAUCAAAUCUAAAUGUUAUCAAUUUGAUUUAUUUUAGUGUAUAUUAACAACAUUAGCGUUCCAUUAAAAUAAGGCAGAUACAAGGAAAUUUUCUAACAUGUAUUUUUGUGGAAUAUACUAACUAGUAGACUAAGAGCUGAGAAAUCCUUUUUACAUACCUACAUGUUCAGCUGCAUCAGUCAUAUUAGAUAGCCAGAAAAAAAACAACAAGUUUGAUACUGGUGAGUUGUUUACAGUGCAUAUGGGCUUAUGAACGCACCUGUAAGACUAUACAGAGAGAGCAAGAAACAUACAACAUGUUGAACACUUUUAAGUAGGUAAAAUUUACUGAGUCCCAUGUUCUUUAAAAUGCGAAACAGAAAACUGUCUAUUGUUUGAUUUCAAAUUCUUUUGUUUUUGCACAUACACCACACCCUCGUGCUUGUAAGAAUGCAUUUGGAUCUUAUAUUAGCCAGUCUUGGACUUGCCAACUCGCUAGUACAAAGUCCAUGUGAAGUGGAUUGUGCCAUUGUGUGAAUACUGUAGGUAAUAUUCUAGUGCAAUCAUUGCUAGAGUAUCUCCAGCAGGGUAAAAGCAGGUUAUUUACAAAUGCAUACUAAAUGUAUACAUGUAUAUGCCCAUGUGUAUAUAUGAGAAAGGACAACUGAACAUCCCAAACUAAUUCUGCUCUCUGAAAUUUAUGUGUGAAUACAGCUACAACUAGUAACUUUACAAUUUGGCUCAAUUGCUUGGCGUCUGAAGAAGGUGGGAAUUAGAGAAUUUGUUUCUUCCUCAUUUUGUGAUGGUUAUGUAAUUUUUUUCUACCCUGAUUUGUCUGUAAACUGUAUUUGUGAAUACAUUAACACAACCAAUAAAGAUUUUUUUUCUAUAAAGUAA
Messenger RNA from Haplochromis burtoni (Burton's mouthbrooder), 7288 nucleotides. RefSeq names its product CUE domain containing 1b (gene cuedc1b). The record is from RefSeq and is a predicted model, not a curated record. Gene Ontology annotation, molecular function: ubiquitin binding. The transcript has 12 exons. NCBI's taxonomy places the organism in Eukaryota, Metazoa, Chordata, Actinopteri, Cichliformes, Cichlidae. Bases 588 to 1802 code for a protein of 404 amino acids.